AUGAGUAGCUUCUUGCCUUAAGAUAUUCCUAUCUUAAGUACUCUUGCUAACGAAUUUGCUCUAUUUGACCAUUACUUUGUAAGUUAUCCUGGUUGUACUAAUCCUAAUAGAAUGUUUGUUCAUAUGGGAACUUGUGAUGGAUGUGUAGAUAACGAAUAAGAAAGAGGAUAAAUAAAGAAUACUACUCUCUAGGAAGUUCUUGAAAAAAAUGGCCUCUCAUGGAAAUAUUAUUAUGAAGAUGAUCCAGUAGAGUGGUUCCUUUGGAUUGAAUAUUUUAAUUAAAAUUUCAAUAACACUGCAAAAGUAGCAUAAAUGGAAUAGUUUUAUACUGAUGCUCAAAAUGGCAAUUUAGCUAACUAUACAUUCAUCAAUCCUACUGAAACUGUUAGACCUAAUAUGAAUAAUACUAGAUCAUUUGGAUUACCAAAUGAUUAACAUCCUGAUCAUAGUGUUAAAGAAGGUGAAAGAUUGAUGAAGAAUGUCUAUGAAGCUCUUAGAAAUGGACCUAAAUGGAAUGAAACCCUCUUUAUCAUUACUUAUGAUGAGCAUGGCGGUUUUUAUGAUCAUGUACCUCCUCCUCAAGAAGGUGUGCCUAAUCCUGAUGGUAAAGUGAAUGCAGAAGGAUUUAAUUUUGAUAGACUUGGUAUCAGAGUACCUACAAUUGUUAUUUCUCCUUGGAUUGAGAAAGGAUUGCUAAUUAAAGAGCCUCAACAAUAGUAGAAACCAUUUAACACUUCUUAAUUCGAACACAGUUCUAUUAUUUCAACUAACUUCUCCUAGAACUGA
Messenger RNA from Tetrahymena thermophila SB210, 786 nucleotides. Its product is annotated as phosphoesterase family protein. The record is from RefSeq and is a predicted model, not a curated record. Gene Ontology annotation, molecular function: hydrolase activity, acting on ester bonds. Gene Ontology annotation, biological process: phospholipid catabolic process. Lineage: Eukaryota; Ciliophora; Oligohymenophorea; Hymenostomatida; Tetrahymenidae. The transcript has 2 exons.